Messenger RNA from Capsella rubella, 1960 nucleotides. RefSeq names its product amino acid permease 5. The transcript has 5 exons. Lineage: Eukaryota; Viridiplantae; Streptophyta; Magnoliopsida; Brassicales; Brassicaceae. Gene Ontology annotation, cellular component: plasma membrane. The record is from RefSeq and is a predicted model, not a curated record. Bases 357 to 1799 code for a protein of 480 amino acids.
UGUACAAGUUGAGAUGUCUCUGUCUCUGUCUUCCACAGAGCUUAUAAAUGAGUGAAACAACCAAAGCUUUUGGUUUAUGACUUAUGAUGCAUUUAUAAUCACACGACUCUUGUCUUUCAAUUCUAUUGCUUCACUCUCUUCUCCCAAAUUACAGAAUCUUUGGUCCAUACAAAAAAACAAUCCGUGACCGUUGAUUUUAUAUUUGGAAAACAAUCUUGGCUAAAAUAUCGUUGAUUCCUUUCAUUUCACUUCUGGUCUAAAACAUUUCAAGAUCUAAACAGCAAAAACCUUUUUUGUCAAAACCGUUUCUUCUGGUAAAUUAAGUUUUUUUUUGGGUUCUUGUUUUCAAGAAGAAGAUGGUCGUCAAGAAUGUUCAAGAUUUGGAUGUUCUUCCAAGAAGUAGCUCCGAUUUAUUCGAUGAUGAUGGUCGUCCCAAACGAACCGGGACGGUGUGGACAGCAAGUGCACAUAUAAUAACAGCCGUUAUAGGGUCAGGAGUGUUGUCUUUAGCAUGGGCUGUUGCUCAGAUCGGUUGGGUUGGUGGUCCAGUCACUAUGUUGCUCUUCUCUCUCGUCACUUAUUACACAUCUACCCUCUUAUGUUCUUGUUACCGCUCCGGCGACUCUGUUACCGGCAAAAGAAACUAUACUUACAUGGACGCUAUUCACUCCAACCUCGGUGGCAUUAAGGUGAAAAUAUGUGGAGUUGUACAAUAUGUUAAUCUCUUUGGUACUGCAAUUGGAUACACUAUUGCAUCAGCUAUAAGUUUGAUAGCGAUUCAAAGGACGACUUGCCAACAGACUAAUGGGGCAAAUGAUCCAUGUCAUGUCAAUGGGAAUCCGUAUAUGAUUGCGUUUGGGAUUGUACAAAUCAUAUUUUCACAGAUUCCGGAUUUUGAUCAGUUAUGGUGGCUGUCUAUUGUCGCGGCAGUCAUGUCUUUCGGUUAUUCGGCCAUCGGGCUUGGCCUUGGUGUCUCUAAAGUGGUUGAGAACAAAGAAAUUAAAGGUACUCUUACUGGAGUUACCAUUGGGACAGUGACUAGUAGUGGGACGGUGACACCACCACAGAAAGUUUGGAGAACGUUUCAGUCACUUGGAAACAUUGCGUUCGCGUACUCUUACUCUAUGAUUCUCAUCGAAAUUCAGGACACGGUUAAAUCACCGCCCGCAGAAGAAAACACGAUGAGAAAAGCGACUUUCGUAAGUGUGGUAGUGACGACACUCUUCUAUAUGCUCUGUGGCUGUAUAGGAUAUGCGGCAUUCGGGGAUUCUGCACCCGGAAAUCUCCUUGCUGCUGGAGGGUUUAGAAACCCGUUUUGGUUGCUUGACGUAGCGAAUAUCGCCAUUGUGGUCCAUCUAGUCGGCGCUUACCAAGUUUAUUGCCAGCCUCUCUUUUCUUUCGUCGAGAAGGAAGCCUCCAAGAGGUAUCCAGACAGUAAGUUCAUUACAAACGAGAUAAAGAUCCAACUUGUUCCGGGGAAGCCUUUCAAUUUGAAUCUCUUCAGGCUCGUGUGGAGGACGAUUUUCGUUAUGACUACAACGUUAAUCGCAAUGCUAAUGCCUUUCUUUAACGAUGUACUCGGACUCUUAGGGGCCAUCGGUUUUUGGCCUUUAACGGUUUAUUUCCCGGUGGAAAUGUACAUUUCACAGAAAAAUGUUCAGAGAUGGGGCACAAGGUGGGUUUGUCUAAAAGUCUUGAGUUUGGCCUGCCUUGUCGUGUCCGUAGCCGCGGCUGCAGGAUCCGUAGUUGGCAUUGCCAGUGAUCUCAAGGUCUACAAACCUUUCCAAACGGAUUUCUGAAACCUUACGGAAAAAUAAACUCCUGGUUGAAAGGUUUAAGAUUAGAAUUGAAAAAUGUUUUAAUGUUAUCUUUGUAUUAGUUAAAUUAACUUUGUGUAAGUGUUCAAUACUAAAUCAUGUUUAUACGGAGAAUUCUUACAACAUUGUACUAUCAUGAAUCA